Molecule: messenger RNA, 1785 nt
Organism: Lytechinus pictus (painted urchin)
Lineage: Eukaryota; Metazoa; Echinodermata; Echinoidea; Temnopleuroida; Toxopneustidae
Exons: 9
Coding region: 3-1748 (581 amino acids)
Source: RefSeq, a predicted model, not a curated record
GAAUGAAGCAGAGGAAUGGUCCAAACUCACAAUUUAACCGAUGCGCAGUCGCGACCAACGGACUCUCAAGUUUGGCUUUCCAACCGUUCGUCCAAAGCUGUCUAACCGACAUCGCCUGCUGCAACCAGACCGGGGGCAUUACUGUGAGUUUCUGGUUAAGAAAUGGAGGCGAGGACGACGACCAGUCUCUGCCCAUCCACGUGUUUCGCUCUCCAUACCUGAUCGCCACUCUGCAGGAAGACCACCUGGUUGUCUCCUGUUACCAUGGAGAUGGAACGUCCACCAAAAGAGCUGAGAUACCAAGGUCCGACUGGGAAUUCGCGACUUUAACCUGUAAUCCCGACAUGCCCGAGGGCAAUGAUGAUCUUAAGAUCUACAUCAACUCUCAAGAAGUCACUGCAACGAGUCGUGGGUCGUUGGAUGGGGCGAAGUUGUCUUUGGACGAGUUUCGAGCAGCGAACAAAUCUUUCCACUUACUCACUGCGGGGGACAGUGAGAGUUUGACGUCAUCGGAUAUUCGUACAAUAAUGAUCACGGAUCUAAGGGUUUAUUACGCCAUGCUUUCGCCUGAAGAUGUGGAACGAGUGUUUCAACACGAACAGGACAGAGAUCUUCCCGCAAAGGUCAUACGAAUGAGCACGCAAGGACAUCGGUUCAUCUCUUUCACGGGAGAGAGUACGGAGCACGUCUUACUCACGUGCAUGGUGCGUGUUCACACGGACGAAGCCGGCGAUGAAGCACGACUGCGGGUCCGCUUUAUGCACACGGACGAUGUCGACAGUGGUCCCUUCGAGGAGAUGACUUCGGAGGACUUCAAGAUGAGAGUUUAUCGGAGGCGGAAGAGUGGCUAUGAAGUACAAGUGAAGGCCCAGAUACUCGGCCGAUCCGACGGAGCGGAUCUGCCGCAGUACUUCACCUGUGACGUGGCGGCUAACAGUAGCCUUGGUAACAUCAGUAAUUACGGGUUUGAGAUCAUCAACGUGCAGAGCAUUGCAGAAUAUGCAGAACCUGCUUAUUAUUGGACCAAAUUUUUCGAUUCGGGCCCGCCUAAUAAUGAUGGAGAUGAAACUGAAGACAGGAGUGAUCACCAGAGACAGGCUAAUGACGAAAGCUACGAGUUAUUAUGCGAGAGCCCAGCUUAUGCCGAGUGUCGGGUUAAGGAGUCCGACGUUCCGUGGUACGACGGGAAUCCAUCAUUCGUUCCUCAGUACGAGUUUCCGUGCGACAGUGCUGGGAUCAGUUGCGAAUCGCAAGGCGACGGACAAACAUGCCCCGACCUUGAGGUCCGAUAUGCUUGCCUCAACACCACAUUUGAGAAUGAGCUAGGUGAAUCUAGCACUGGUGGAUCUGAUCCAAGAUCAGAUUCUGAUGGGCAGAUGCCUAACUCUAGACAGCCCUCGAAUGGUAACACACAACUGCCUAACUCUGGGCAGCCUUCGAAUGAUGUCAUCGGGGACUCUGAUCCGGACCUGGCACCGGCAAACAAUGAUGAUUACCCACCGAGGCCCACAACGACGAAUGGAAUCACCAAGAAACCGUUUGAUAUAGUUAUCAGAGACAAUCUGAACUGGAUCUAUCCCGUCUUGAUUGUAUCACUUGGAGCUGGAAUUCCAACACUAAUCGCAUGCUACUUUCUUUGCCGAAAGAAAACUCCAGAAGAAAUUAAGGCAGAAAUAUUGGCAGCAGAGAAGAAGAAGGAGGCUGAAAUGAUGAAAAUGGGCCCAAUGGGAGCCUCAGACAAACCGUGAUUUUCCAGCUACCCCCCCCCCCCCUCUUUCCCUCUCU